CGAAUGUCGGCAACGCAGUUGGAAGAACUGUUGUUAUUAGUUGGAGCUCAACUGCAAAAAAUGAAUGUUGUUCGAGAGUGCAUAGGACCUAAAGAACGCUUGGCGUUAACAUUAAGAUAUCUUGCAUCUGGUGAUUCGAUGGUAUCAAUGUCAUACCAAUAUCUCGUAGGAGUUAGCACAACAAGCAACAUAAUUCAAGAGACGUGCAAAGCGAUUUGGGAUAUCUUACAUCCGCUAGUUUUACCAUCUGCGUUAACUGAAACAGAGUGGUUAGAUAUUGCACAGGAUUUCGAGGAUAAAACAAAUUUUGUCCACUGCAUUGGCGCCAUUGAUGGCAAACAUGUGACCAUACAGGUUUGUAUUUUUUAGAAAUACUUAUCUCUGAAGUAAUAAGAAUUCAGAAUUCAUUAUUUGAAAUAACCAUUCGAUAUUAUUUCAGUGUCCCAACAACGCCGGUUCCACCUAUUUUAAUUACAAACAAUCGCACAGCAUUGUUCUAUUGUGUAUUUGCGAUGCAAAUUACAUUAUCCGAUUUGUGGACAUCGGAGCAUACGGCCGACGAAGUGAUGGCGGAAUUUUUGGAGACAGUGUCAUAGGGAGAAAUUUCGAUUCUCAAUGUAUGAACGUGCCGAAGCCAGCAGCUGUUGAAGGUGGACGAAUUUUACCAUUCACUCUUGUGGGAGACGAGGCUUUCCCCUUAAAACCAUAUCUGCUUAGACCUUACCCAGGCAAAAAUGGAUUGACUCCGCAGCAGGAUAUUUAUAACUAUCGGUUAAGUCGUGCAAGAAGAAUGGUCGAGAAUACAUUUGGUAUUUUAGCGAGUCAGUGGCGAGUGUAUCGUAAACCGAUUAUUGCUCUGCCACAAACUGCUACAUCAAUCGUGCAAGCAACAGUGUGUCUGCAUAACUGGCUCCGAAAAGAAGACAUCGGAAGAAAUAUAUAUGUCCCCCUAAAUAUGAUCGACGAAGAAAGCGCAGAUUUAAAUACUUUUCGACCAGGUACUUGGCAGAGAAUAAUGGAGGAUGGAUGCGCAUUUCAAGAUAUUACUAAUUGUGGAACCAACACAAGUACACGAAACUGCAUGGCAAUUCGUGAUCAAUUUUGCGAUUACUUUUGUAAUGAAGGAUCAAUACCGUGGCAAUUUAAUAGGCACAAAUAAUUGAUUUGCAUAUUUUAC
This is a messenger RNA of Vollenhovia emeryi, 1177 nucleotides long. RefSeq lists its product as uncharacterized. The record is from RefSeq and is a predicted model, not a curated record. Lineage: Eukaryota; Metazoa; Arthropoda; Insecta; Hymenoptera; Formicidae. The transcript has 2 exons. The coding region runs from base 620 to 1159 and encodes 179 amino acids.